CGCGACUGCAGCUCACCAGCUGGCGCACGGACUCAGCUGCAGCUCACAGUGAGAGCGCACCCCACCAUCCGCAUGCACGAGUUGGAACCAUGGAUGCGAUCCUUUAUCAGAUCAUAAUCCGCGAGUUGACGGAUUUAAAUUGCACUUUGGUGGACGGCUUUCAAGAUACUUUGUGGGAACACGCGUCUCUGACACUCCCGAGCGCUGACGGUUUCUAUUGUAACGCCACCAAAGAUGAGAUUGGCACCUGCUGGCCAAGGAGCAGCUCCGGGAGAAUUGUUGGGAGACCCUGCCCUGCAGAUAUUAAUGGCGUCAAAUAUAACACCAAUAGGAGCGCAUACAGAGAAUGCAUGGAAAAUGGCACAUGGGCACUAAAGAGCAAUUAUUCAAACUGCGAGCCCAUCUUAGGGAAAAACGGAGUGUAUCCUGUGCAUUACGAGAUAGCACUGAUCAUCAACUACCUGGGCCACUGCAUCUCUGUGGGGGCACUGUUAGUGGCCUUCAUCCUCUUCAUGUGCUUAAGGAGCAUACGGUGUUUGCGGAACAUCAUUCACUGGAACUUGAUUACCACCUUCAUCCUGAGAAAUGUCAUGUGGUUUCUGCUGCAGCUCAUUGACCACAAUAUCCACGAGAGCAACGAGCCAUGGUGUCGUCUGAUGACCACCAUUUACAACUAUUUUGUGGUCACUAACUUCUUCUGGAUGUUCGUGGAGGGCUGCUACCUACACACGGUCAUUGUGAUGACCUUCUCCACAGAUAAACUGCGCAAGUGGGUUUUUCUCUGCAUCGGCUGGUGUAUUCCGUGUCCAAUAAUAAUAGCCUGGAGCAUUGGGAAGCUCUAUUAUGAAAAUGAAAAGUGCUGGUUUGGGACGGAGCCAGAAAAAUACAUUGACUACAUUUACCAAGGGCCUGUCAUACUUGUUUUACUGAUAAACUUUGUUUUCCUCUUCAAUAUCGUCCGAAUACUGAUGACCAAACUGAGAGCGUCAACCACCUCAGAAACCAUACAGUAUAGAAAAGCCGUGAAGGCAACACUGGUGCUGCUGCCUCUGCUGGGCAUCACCUACAUGCUCUUCUUUGUCAACCCAGGGGGGGACGACAUCUCGCAGAUCGUCUUCGUCUAUUUCAACUCCUUCCUGCAGUCUUUCCAAGGCUUCUUUGUGUCUGUCUUCUACUGUUUCCUUAACGGAGAGGUUCGCUCGGCGGUGAGGAAACGCUGGCACCGGUGGCAGGACAACCACGCCCUCCGGGUGCGGGUCGCACGGGCCAUGUCCAUUCCCACGUCUCCAACACGGGUCAGCUUCCACAGCAUUAAGCAUACCACCGCUGUGUGAUAUGAAUACAUACGCAAGCUCAGACACUGGUUUACGUGUGUUGCGCGUUCAACGGCUGUAAUAGCAAACUGCUGUCAAACGGCAUUUUAUCAAGACUUGGGCCCGCCAGGCAAGGUUUCGACGUCUGCAUGCAGCACGUCAUUGGUGGUUUUGCUAAUUGACUCACUCACUGCCUACCAUUUUCAAACCAUUUCCGGUCAUUUUUUUAAAGCAUUUUGAUCGUGAACACUGUAGUGUGUUGUAAUUCAUUAAAUCAUACUUUAUUUAACUAAUUAAUAGAAAGUAAAAUAUUUGACAUUUCAUACACCAACAUUUUAAAGUACGUAUGUAUUUUGCUGUUCCUUCACCUGUGCAUGCCUUGGCCAGCAGGUGGCAGUAUAAUUCGUUGAUACAUACACAAAAAUUGCCCAGUAAGCCGCAGUAAUGGUGAUCCUUUUUUGCAUAUAUACAUAUACAGUAUGUACUAGUAUAUAUAUGGCGGAAAACAGAGACAAGGCUGAAAAAGCAGUUUCUGCUCUUGCACCCCUCUUAAAAAUAAACUGCUGUAUUUUAAGCCAAAAGAACUGUUCUGUUUGAUAGAACAAUAUGUUUAUAUGCUGCCAUAGCAGAUUCAUGGCGCAUUAAGCCUCCGAACUAUUUUUAAUUUGUCCGUUUUACCCUGUAAACCCCGUUUACAGAUGUCGCACAACCGCUUUUGUUUCAACCUAGCCCUUAUAUAUUUCUUAUUCGAAAUGUCUAUCAUUUUUAGCUUUGAAUCAUUAAUUGAUGUCAAAUAUUUAGUUAAAAAACGACUUUAAAAAAAUUACUCACUCGCAUAUUUUGAACUUUUAAACAAAUGACGUCGCAAAGAAAAAAUUGGUGUUUGUAAAUAAGUCGCGGAUAUCUACCUCAUAACUAUCGCGUAAUUGUAUUUAUUUAUUUAUUUUUGUUACUGUCGCAUUUCCCCCGAUAUGUUAGAUGAUAAAUAAUCACUCCAAACAAAGAAAAAAAAAACAUUUAAAAGGGUAAAUAUAUAUAAAAGAAAAUCUCGACCACUCCUUGAUGUCUGCGAUUUCUGCAUCGCGACCCUUGUUAUAUUAUAUUACCAUGUUUCACCAGUAAAAUCCCCCCAAAAAUCCGGGUGUGGCCAUUCACAGCUGUGUCUUGACACUCGUUGAUACAUGCUAUAUGGAUUUUUUGGAUCGAAAAAAGGUAAUUAUGCGAUAAUAUCUCGUUAAAAUCAUGGCGUCUUUUUAAUUAUGCUCUCGCAUGCUCUCACCUCCAGUUUGGGUUUUGCUGUUAAUUUAUUAUUUUUUUUUUUUUUAAAUGCCCUCCAGUUCAAAAUGUUUCUUCCCCUAGAAAAUUGAGAUUUUUAGCUUUCCACUGAUGUAUCAGACAUGCAUAUUGGACAAUUUUGAAAUUUGGCCAAAUUGAGAAUCUCCGAGCGGAAGGUCAAGUCACCUGAGUGUUUUCCGCCAUAUACUAGUAUGUGAGACUAUUAUAAUAUUGUCUGUCUACUUAGUGUUGAAAUUCAUUGAAAUGUUUCUUUCACUUUAGCAUUUUAUUUUAUUUUUUUUCACUUAGCAUUUUAAUUUUCAAUUGAUUUUUUUUAGUUGCACUUUCUUUGAAUGUCUCUUAUGACUGUCAUCAGACUAUCCUAAUCAUGACAUGACACUUAUGAAUAUGAAUGAAUGUGCUUUUGACAGAUGGCAUUAAGUGUCAUUUAAUAAUUCAUGUCACUUUUGAUGCAAAGUUGACAUUGUUUCAAAUGUCUUUAGGUUGGGACUUAGGCCCUUUGCUAGUGUCUGGGUUAAGACAAUGACAUCCGUCAUAAGCAUUCAUUCAGUUUGACGACAGGUGUCAUAUCAUGAUUAACAGGUGUCAUAUAAUUAUCAUGACAGUCUUAUGACACUGUCAUUACAAACAUUGAAAUAAAAUGAUCAAAAUUAUAAAACAUUUAAAAUGAAUAUUACUAAUUCACUGUUGUUUAUUUAUUUAUUUAUUUGCUUAAUAUUUUAAUGUCAACUCUGUGAAGCCCUUUGGGAACUUUUGAUGAUUUGGGGCUAUAUGAAUAAACUAUAUUUGACUAAAACCCCCGCUUUCAUUUUUAGUUUCAUUAGCCUGCCUUUAGUAUGUUUCUUUUAUUUGCUAUUGGCCAAGUUUUGUGUGUGCAACGCGAAGACUCUAAACAGUGGCGUUGCCUUGUCUCUUGGGGCUCCAAUCAAGAAAUCACUGGGGCCUCUACUCCACCCAUGCACACCGCAAAAAAUUGUUUUUUUGAACACAUGAAUGCACAAUAAGGAAACAAUGUAUAAGGUCACAUCUAAAGAAAAAUAAAGAUGGCAGAGAAUAUAAAGCAUUUUCAUUGAAAAAAAUCAUAUAAAUAACGUCAAUUAAAAUAAACCUGCACACUUAAAAUGACAUGUUUAAGUUAGAAGCUUAAGCUUUAUUUCCAAUGGGUAAUUCUUGUCAUUUCUGUAGAAUACAUUUUCACAGCUCUUGGAGGCCCCUUUAUUGGCUGGGGCACCAAGCAACUGCCUAGCUUGCCUGUCCACUAGCCCAGCCUCUGAUUCUAAAUGAGACACCUUUUUUUUGUUUUUGUUUUUUUUAAUCACUUAUUGAGACAUUCUCUGGAUGUUAAAUCAGUGCAGGGGUGGAGUCUCAGCUGUGCGUGCAAAACUACAAGGAGUAAAAAAAAAAAAAAGUAAUCUCCCAGGGAACAACGUUAGGCUUUUGUUGUGGCUUUUUCAAAAUGUAUUUUAAGCACAUCACGGUGACUGCUCGCACAAGCGAGCAGGUGUGCACAAUCUCUAUCUCUUGCUCCUGUGCGCUGAGUGAUGUGUUCAAGAUCAACACAGAAAUAACAGAGCUCACAAUAGAUUCAGAAAAGCUAGCAACAGAACACAGACCCGUACGCACACUCUGAGAUGGAGUGAGCGAGAGAGAGAUUGAGUACAUUGAUAGGAUGAUAUUGACGGUGAAGCCACCAGAUAUGAGCUUCAGGAAGACAGAAGACAAGGUUGAAAGAUGUAAUGAGGGAAAGUUGACUUUAAGUGACCCCUAAAGGGACGAGCAAACCUUCAGAAAUUAAAAAAAAAAAAAAAGUUUUUAUUUUAAAUGUGCUAAGCAAAUAUCAUUUUAUGUUUGACAAAGGAAUAAUAAAAAAAUAUGUUAAAAUUCCUUACAAUGUAUCUUUGGGGGUUUUAACUGUAUAUGACAUAAUGAGAAGGGGUUCAAUGUUUGUGUGCUGUCAUAUAUACAUUUCCACACUCGUGAAUUCUCAUGAGGUGCAAAACUCAAGUGUAGAUAUCAUUAUAUUUGUAUUUUGUACAAGUUUGUUUUAUUAGCCGGAGCAUUAUGCUGUAAACCAUUACUGUAUGGAACUGUCAUAAAUAGUGUGCAGAUAAUAUACAUUUAUCCAGUAAAAACAGUGGUGCCUUAACUUAUGAGUUACUUUGAUGAUCGCUCGUAACUUCUCUUAAAUUAUCUUUCCUCAUUGAAAUGAAGAAAAAUGCUAUAUUUCAGCCUGCCAUAAAAAAUCACAGAAAUUGUUUUGUUCUAUAUUUCUAAUAAAAAUAAAACACAUGCAUGAUAUAACCAAAACCAGUGUCGCUCCUGCUGAUGGUAGAAUGCCUAAUAAUCCUCAGUUAACAGCAGUAACUCCAAAUUGUUUUUGCAGAGGAUAAAUAAUUUAUAUGUGCGUUUUGAUACAUUGUUUGUCUACAUGUGUUGCUACACUGAAUGUGCUCAAAUACCCAUUGCUUAGUAGUUAUAAGGGAUGUAAAGUACGAUGUGAUAUAAUUCCCCAAGGCUGCCAAAGGCAGGGAUUGAUAAAUUACAAGUGGCUAAAAUAGCGUGAGUCAAUGAGUCAAUGGUGCCCGCUUAGCAUGCCAAUAAAAAACGAUAGCAACAGAUCUAACAUAGUCAAAUAAAUUCAAAAUGCGGAUCAUUUUUCAAAAUACCCACACGGCCAAAACAACACGCCAAACUGCUGUAAUUAAUUUCAUUCAGCAGGACUAUUUUCUUUUUUUCUAAAUGCGUCAUGCGACCACAAUAGAGAGGAGUCCUUUGGCCACUCUUGUUCAGUGUGCUGGGAAGUCCCUUUUGUGCCCACAAAAAAAAACAAAAGAAAAAAAAAAAAUCAGCGCUGGAAAAAAACAAUGACAUAUCACGCCGCCCUGCUUGCCUAGACAGCCUGUUCCCUGCAGAGCUGCUGGAUUACAAAUGUUGCUGUUCAUACUACAAUUAUUGAAAUGUUAUGGUAAAUUUUCAUAGCUUUACCCUGAAACCAUAGCCAACACUAUCGAUUGCAUGGCUCAUCGGUGAUUCUCAUGCGUGCAGUGUUGUUAAUCUUACUUUAAAAAAUUAAUUAAGAGUUACAAAUUACUUCUCCCAAAAAGUAAUUGAGUUAGUAACUCAGUUACCUAAAUGUAAGAGUAGUUAGUUACUUAGCAAAGUAACUGGUGCUUACUUCCAUGUUGUUUUCAUUAAAAAAAAAAAUCAUCUAAUGUUGUGAAUCAACCGUCGAAGUUGUUAAAAUUACUUUCAACAUGUGAAAGUUUUAAAACUGUUUCAUCAUUUAAAGAUAGACUCAAGUCAAGGUUUUCUCAAUUUAGGAGUAUUUUAGAUAAAAAGUUACUUAGGUUCGCAAGGAAGUUUCGCUACAACAGAGCCUUCCUGAGAAGUCUACUGUUUUAAGAUGGCGGCCUUUACUAACACUGGCGAGUCUAUUCUCUAUACAUGUGCUAACGCCGACCUGUCUGUCAUUUCACAUCUAGUUCUAUAUAUAUGUGAUAUCUACGUUAGCAUCAUGUGGCCGUAGUUUGUCGGAUGUCGGCCAACUUGGGAGAGGUAUUAUUGGAGCCACCUAGCAUCGCGUUUGCAACGGCAUCACAACUCCCCUCCCUUCUCCCCUACUCCCGUUCUGCUCUCUCGUCUCUGUGAGUCCGUGUCUCUCAGACUUUUUCACGUCAUUCAACCAAGGUAGUAAUGCAUAGUAACGCACGCCUUUACAUCCUCAGUAACGUAAACGGCGUUACCAAGUUGAGAAAAGUAAAUAAUGAGAUUACUCAAUACUGUGAAAAAUAGCGCCGUUAGUAAUGAUGUUAUACACUAACACCGUUAUUAACAACACUGCAUGUGUGAAUAUGUUUUUUUUUUUUUUUAUUGGUAUGCGAAGCAGGCACCAUUGAUUUGCGCUCGCGUAGCAAAGCCCUGAAACUAAUAAAUAUCUUGACAAACUGAACGGAAUUUGUUGAAAUUAACUCAACCGACUAAUUAAGCCCCCACAAAUUGAAGAUUAAGCCUUCUAUAAAAAAAACUUCCACUUUAAAUUCAUUUAUGGGGAAGUCAAUUACUGUACAUGCAAUAACAUUAUUCGGCCAAUGGUACCUCGACAUCUGAUCGCUUCGACACACGAUCUAUUCGACAUCCGACGUAAAUUUUGACUCGCCAUUUGUUUCUACAUCCGACGACAUGCUCGAAAUACGACGAUAUAUGACAGCGGCGCAGUUUCUUUUUUUCCCAUAAGACGGACACAUGGAAGAUUUUCUUGCGACAGCAAUCAACAUGGGUCCAAUAAUGUUAGUGCAGGUGGUGAAAAAAAGGAAAAAGGUGAUGCUAAUCAUUGAAAUGAAGUUGGAAAUAAUAGAAAAAUUUGAGCGUCGUGUGCGCAUCGGUGUACCGGCUCGACAGUAUAGCCGUAGAAUGUCUACUCUCGACGGUCCUUCUCCGUCCUCCGUUCGCCAGUCUUUAUAAGUUAAAGUGACAAUUAUUAUUGAGGUAACAUCGCCAAAAAAAUCGCCAGUUCCGUCAGGUUUCUAAUCACUUAUUCCAUCAACUUGUGCAACACAAAACGCCUACAGUCCCCCGCAGCUGACCAUGUAAAGUGAAAGUGAAAAGUCCUCCCUCACUCUGGCACGUCAACCACGCAGUGCGUUCUGGUACACUACGCAAAAAUACAUCUGCCACAUUAGAACCUGAUUCGUCACAUUAUUACAGGUGUUAUUAUUAUUACUAUUAAUACAGUGGAGCAAAUACGUAUUUAGUCAACCACCAAUUGUGCAAGUUCUCCUACUUGAAAAGAUUAGAGAGGCCUGUAAUUGUCAGCAAGGGUAAACCUCAACCAUGAGAGACAGAAUGUGGGGGGGGGCAGAAAAUCAUAUUGUUUGAUUUUUAAAGAAUUUAUUUCCAAAUUACAGUGGAAAAUAAGUAUUUGGUCAACUACAAACAAGCAAUAUUUCUGGCUGUCAAAGAGGUCUAAUUUCUUCUAAUGAGGUCUGACAAGGCUCCACUCGUUACCUGUAUUAAUGCCACCUAUUUUAACUCAUUAUCGGUAUAAAAGACACCUGUCCACAAUCUCAGUCACAUUCCAAACUCCACAAUGGCCAAGACCAAAGAGCUGUCGAAGGACACCAGAGACAAAAUUGUAGACCUGCACCAGGCUGGGAAGACUGAAUCUGCAAUAGGUAAAACGCUUGGUGUAAACUGUGGGAGCAAUUAUUAGUAAAUGGAAGACAUACAAGACCACUGAUAAUCUCCCUUGGUUGGGGCUCCAUGCAAGAUCUCACUCCGUGGCGUCAAAAUGACAACAAGAACAGUGAGAAAAAAAUCCCAGAAACACACAGGGGGACCUAGUGAAUGACCUACAGAGAGCUUGGACCACAGUAAAAAAGGCUACUAUCAGUAACACAAUGUGCCGACAGGGACUCAAAUCCUGCACUGCCAGACGUGUCCCCCUGCUGAAGAAAGUACACAUCCAGGCCCUUCUGCAGUUCGCUAGAGAGCUUAUGGAUGAUCCAGAAAAGGACUGGGAGAAUGUGUUAUGGUCAGAUGAAACCAAAAUACAACUUUUUGGUAGAAACACCGGUUCUCGUGUUUGGAGAAGAAUACUGAAAUGUAUCCGAAGAACACCAUCCCCACUGUGAAGCAUGGGGGUGGAAACAUCAUGCUUUGGGGCUGUUUUUCUGCAAAGGGACCACGACGACUCAUCUGUGUAAAGGAACGAAUGAAUGGGGCCAUGUAUCGAGAGAUUUUGAGUGAGAAUCACCUUCCAUUAGCACGGGCAUUGAAGGUGGCUGGGUCUUUCAGCAUGACAAUGAUCCCAAACACACAGCCAGGGCAACAAAGGAGUGGCUUUUUAAGAAGCAUUUCAAGGUCCUGGAGUGGCCUAGCUAGUCUCCAGAUCUCAACCCCAUAGAAAAUCUGUGGAGGGAGUUGAAAGUCCGUGUUACCCAACGACAGCCCCAAAACAAUGGGCCAAAAUUCCAGCAACAGUGUGUGAAAAGCUUGUGAAGAAUUACAGAAAACAUUUGGCCUCCGUUAUUGCCAACAAAGGGUACAUACUGUAACAAAGCAUUGAGAUGAACUUUUGGUAUUGUCCAAAUACUUAUUUUCCACCACGAUUUUCAAAUAAAUUCUUUAAAAAUCAAAAAAUGUGAUUUUCAGUUUUUUUUCCACGUUCUGUCUCAUGGUCGAGGUUUACCCAUGUUGACAAUUACAAGCCUCGCAUAUAUUUUCAAGUGGUAGAACUUGCACAAUUAGUUGUUGACUAAAUACUUAUUUGCCCCACUGUAUAUUAUUAUUCCAAUUUUUAUUCACAAUUUACUUGUUUUGCUCUGUGUAAUUGCUAUUUGCAAUCGUACCAGCAGUAUUUAUUAUGGAGUUAGUGUAGGUUUUCGGGCAGUGGAACGAAUUAAUGGGAUUAUAAUUUUUCUUAAGGGAAACUCCUGCUCAACAUACAAACAUUUCGACUCACAUACAAACAUUUCGACUCACAAACUUGGUCCUGGAACAAAUUAACAUCGUAUGUAGAGGUACCACUGUAUUACAACAAUUUUUGUGUAAGGGAUUUUCUUCAUUUUCACGAGAAGAGAUUAUUUAAAAUACGAGUGCUUAGAGUUGUCGACAAAUUGAACUCGUAUCGCAUGGCACCAAAGUAAAAGUAUUUGUGUGAAAACGAUAAAGAACAAAGUCAUUUGCUCCAAACUUGUUUUGCUAAGAAUCUACAAAGUCAAGUAAAAAUGUACUUAGAUAAUAACUUUUUCCAUGUCCAUGCCUCAUUGUUUACGAUGAAAAAUAACAUAUUUGGCAAACGCGUGUGCAUAUGUAUGUAUGUAUGUAUAAGUGUAUAUAUGGAGGGAGAGAAAAAUUGUGGAUUUGUUUGACAGCUAUUUGUUAAGUCACCUGCUUUGCCUUAUAAUCAAUGUAUGUGUGUGCUUGCCUGUGAGUGAGCAAGAGGGAGAUGAAGAAAUAUUUGUAAAUGAUGUCCUGGUGUCACUAAAUAUAUAAUUUUUACAUUUACAAAUCUAAUAUUCUGAACAAUUUCGAUAAUAAAAUCUAUCUGUCAUAUUUUUGUGCUCUGGCCUCUUUCCUUUCAUGCUGUGUUGUCUUUGCAUUUUGGAUAUUUAUCAUUUCUCAAAGAGUACAUUUUGGGCAGUUGACAAUGUUAGCAUCUCAAUAGCAUUAUGUAUUUUUUGAAUUAGAGGUAAAGGAAAACCCCAAUUCCAAUAUAUUGGAAGGUUGUGUAAAAGGUAAAUAAAAUGAAAAUGCAAUGUUUUUUAAAUCCUUUUCCACCUUUAUUCAACUGAAUGCAAUACAAAGACCAUUUAAUGAUAUGAAGUGGAGCAGAAACUUUGUGUCCACACUCACAUAAAUACACUCAGGACCUAGUUGCACCCUACGGCCCCCUCCCCUGAACAGCCAGCUAAAACAGCUCUGAAGCACUAUAAUAAUGGCCUGUUCUGACAAAUACUGCUUCCCAUGCUUGACAACAGUAGGAGGGACAUGAUGCAACGGCAGUAUCAAGUCGCAGUAAAAAGUGCAGUACAGUAGACUUCAUUGUGCCCGCGGCAUCUUUGUGUCCUUGUUAAAACGUGUCGACAGCAAUUAGCUUCAAUGCAAAAAGGGGCUGUGUUUGUAUUACCAUGUAUGUGAUAACUUCUAAUAACACUGCUUCUUUACUACCAGUGCCUUGUGAUACUCCUAGUCAGUGGUUAAUUUGUUAAUCAUUGCAGGAUUCUCAACUCUCACGCAUUUCUGGCCAUUCUCACACAUGAAACCACUAAUUACAUUUCUCAUGCCCCCCAAAAAUAUAGGUCGACCAUUGUCAUAAUGUAAAAAUAAAAUCAAGUCACCGGACCUUGAAAAUUGUUCCAUUUACAUUUGCUGCGCAGCCAUCCAGCUGAUCUAAAGAACGUGCACUGUCAGUAUAAUGCUGUCCAUGCGGCGUAUGUAACUGGCGGGCAACUUGCGCCGAGCGACUUUUCUAGUGGGGUCUAUUGUAGUGGACGUAAGGUGAGUGAUUUUACCCACUAUACUACUCCUCACUCACUGAAGUCUUGCCAGAUUUACAAACAGCUUAGUUUAUAACAAACCAUAUUUACGUGGCUACCAUUCUAGGAUUUUGAGAAAAUGUUACAGAUACUUUAGAAUUUGCAUUAAAAUCACUGCAUCUCUGAUGUAUAUGACAAACCAAGCCGUUUGAAAGUUGAGCAAUAUCUAUUAACGAGUUUCCUAGGUAAUGCCAUUUUACUUCCGCAUUUCUGUUCGCGGAUUCCGUUUUACACUUUCUCUAACCAAAACAACAGUGGAGGUGGAGUGGCACUCCUCAUCAAAACCCCUCAAAAAGACAAUUUGGAAAUGCCGCAUCCAUCUGCCAUCAUCACGACAUAGGAGGACAACAUGAAGAAAUUGCUAAGAGUCGCCACAACAUAAAUAGUUUUGUAUUUUAUUGAUUAAAUGGCAGUGGAUGGAAACGCAUUCAGGGACCUGAAAAUCUCCAAAGCAUCCAGUUGAA
Messenger RNA from Corythoichthys intestinalis (scribbled pipefish), 11109 nucleotides. It is a transcript of the gene crhr2, whose product is annotated as corticotropin-releasing factor receptor 2. Lineage: Eukaryota; Metazoa; Chordata; Actinopteri; Syngnathiformes; Syngnathidae. The transcript has 12 exons. Gene Ontology annotation, molecular function: corticotropin-releasing hormone receptor activity; corticotrophin-releasing factor receptor activity; G protein-coupled peptide receptor activity. Gene Ontology annotation, cellular component: dendrite; axon terminus; plasma membrane. Gene Ontology annotation, biological process: long-term synaptic potentiation; cell surface receptor signaling pathway; adenylate cyclase-modulating G protein-coupled receptor signaling pathway. Bases 90 to 1334 code for a protein of 414 amino acids. The record is from RefSeq and is a predicted model, not a curated record.